Messenger RNA from Brassica oleracea var. oleracea, 765 nucleotides. RefSeq lists its product as uncharacterized. The record is from RefSeq and is a predicted model, not a curated record. The transcript has 3 exons. The coding region runs from base 1 to 765 and encodes 254 amino acids. Lineage: Eukaryota; Viridiplantae; Streptophyta; Magnoliopsida; Brassicales; Brassicaceae.
AUGGCAAACAAUGGUGUUCCCUUCCAAGUUCCAUUGCUCACUAAGAGCAACUAUGACAAUUGGAGUCUUAGGAUGAUGGCUAUCUUAGGAGCACAUGAUGUGUGGGAGAUAGUUGAGAAAGGCUUCAAUGAACCGGAAAAUGAUGGUGGUUUAUCUCAAACACAAAAGGAUGGUUUGAGAGAUUCAAGGAAGAUAGACAAGAAGGCUCUCUGUCUAAUCUAUCAAGGAUUAUAUGAAGAUACAUUUGAGAAUGUUGCUGGUGCAAGGACGUCCAAAGAAGCAUGGGAGAAGCUUCGGACAUCUUAUAAGGGAGCGGAACAAGUUAAGAAGGUACAUCUUCAAACUCUAAGAGGAGAAUUUGAAGCGUUACAAAUGAAGGAAGGAGAACUCAUAUCAGAUUACUUCUCAAGAGUCUUGACGGUUACUAAUAACCUAAAGAUAAAUGGUGAGAAGUUAGAUGAUGUGAGAAUCAUGGAGAAAGUUCUUAGAUCAUUGGAUUCAAAAUUCGAACACAUCGUCACCGUGAUUGAAGAGACAAAAGACUUAGAGACUAUGACAAUAGAGCAACUUCUUGGAUCACUACAAGCUUAUGAAGAAAAGAAGAAGAAGAAAGAAGAUAUUGUGGAGCAAAUAGAGACGAUUCCAGUUCCUCGACACAAAUGUGGCCAAGUAUUUGGUGGCGCAGGAUCGUUCUCCAGUGAAGUUCAGAGUGAUGGAUAUGGUUUGAUGUCGUACUCUUCUGGGACACACCAAAAAGCUGAGUGA